Molecule: messenger RNA, 538 nt
Organism: Dentiscutata erythropus
Lineage: Eukaryota; Fungi; Glomeromycota; Glomeromycetes; Diversisporales; Gigasporaceae
Source: the annotation of a GenBank genome assembly
AUGAAAAUAAAUCCACAAUCUACUUCCCAAAAUCCGAUAUUUACAGACAUUGGCGUUGUGUAUGGUGUAGCUGGGACGAUUAAUGGUGGUAUAAUUUCAUCUCGAUCAGUCAAUCAACAAAAACGAAAAAAAAACCUAUCUAUUUCAAAAAAAAAUAAAGAACCGGUUACAGUUACUUUAAAGAAGGUGAAAACUGAUGUGAAGGAUGAUAAUCCAUUUAUUAACAACAAUUCUUCAUCAUCAAGUACCGUACAAGAUUCCUCCAUAUCUGCUUUCAAGUCACAAAAUCUUGAUGAAAUACCACUCGGCCCAGAGGAGAGCGAGACAGAAUUAAUUGCCAUAGAUCAAGAUGAAGAAGUCAAGAAGCUCACACAGGACGAAAGCAACAUUCGAAAUAAAUUACUCACUAUUUUGUUUGCACAAAAAGAAAAGGAUAAAAAGUUCGGAAAAAAUUGUAUGACCUCUGCCCGGCAUGAACCCGACCCGUUACCUUAUAGGCCCGGCAUGGACCCGGCCCGUGUUUAUUGGGCCGGGCCGG